AUGCCUUUCAACAAGGCCAUGUCUUCCGUGAUUCGUCAAAGGCCGGACUUUCACUCCUUAACCUCAAGUGAAGUGUUGGAUGAGUUUAUUGCUAUGAACAUCAUGAACAAGACCGCCGACAAUGCUCUUGCUCGGGUCCGGUCGAAGAAAAGCAAUCCCACUCUUGCUUUGAAAGCCAAGGUGAUUCUGGAAGAAGAAGAGGAACAUGAAGAGGAGUGUGGCCCCGAGGAUACCAAAUAUGCUUACCAUGAGCACAUGGCUCUUGCAUCAAGGCAUUUUUGGAGCAACAAGAGGAACUCAAGGCCCAACUCCAACAAGAACAACUCUAGUGGAUCAAAGAACAAGCAACGUGUAAGAACUUGCUACAAUUGUGGCAAUGUGAGUCACUUUGUAGUGGAUUGCCCUUACGAGAAGAGGGAAGACAAUGGUGGCAAAGUCAUUCGUAAAGAUAAAGCCAAGUCCUUCCCUAGCAAGAACAACUUCACCAAGAAGCCACCUCCAAAGGGUUUGGUGGCACAUGAAGAGUACCCCUCUGAUGAUGAGGUGGAAGAUACAAGUGGAGAAGGAAUGGAAACGGCAACCAUUGCCAUUGCUACAUCUUCUCCCUCCAAGGUGUCUCUCUUCGGCGCCCCCAACGAAAACACCAUUGCCAAGUGUCUCAUGCCCAAAGGUAUCAACAAGGUAACUCCGAACAUCAAAACCACCAUCAUUACUACACCUUCAUUGUUAGAUUGUGUUGAUGAUAGUGAGGUGGAGAAAGUUGAUGAGAAUGAGUUCACCAAGUUUGUGAGCAAGCUCAAGGGUGAAUCCAAGAAGCACUUUGUUGCUUUCUUGGAAUAA
Molecule: messenger RNA, 840 nt
Organism: Aegilops tauschii subsp. strangulata
Lineage: Eukaryota; Viridiplantae; Streptophyta; Magnoliopsida; Poales; Poaceae
Source: RefSeq, a predicted model, not a curated record